UUAGAUACAAGAAAUUAUCGAUUACUGAAUAAUCAUUCAUAUAAUGUAUGUUUAAAAAAAAAACUUGAGGAUAAUGAAGCAAAUAAACAAAGAGAUUUGUCUAAUAAUGAAAGGAGGAUAAAAGAAAAAAAUAAACAAUCAAGCAGAAAUUUAUUAAAUAAGGACGUUAUAGAUUAUAAUAAUGGAAUGUUUGAUGGGAAACAUUUUCAUUUUCAAAAGAAAGAUUAUGAUAGUUUUCUUGAGAAAAAAAGGAGAAUAUGUGACGUAAAAUUUAAAAAUUGGUAUGUUUUUUUUUUUUUUCUUUUGGGCAUAGGAUUACCCAUGUCAUGCAAGUUUGAGAUGGUAAGAGCAGGUACAACAGAUACUAGAAGUAAUAGCAUAGAUCUACAGAUAAUAAAAUAUAUCAGUGAUUUACUAGGUACAAAAAAUGAAUUACAUGUUUUUAUAUUAUUAUAUACAGUAGCUUUCUUAAUUAUAAUAGCUACUUAUAAGAUCUUAAGAAAUAAUGAAAAAUAUCAAAAACUUAAGUUGAUGAGAGAGUAA
Messenger RNA from Plasmodium malariae, 543 nucleotides. The record is from the annotation of a RefSeq genome assembly. Lineage: Eukaryota; Apicomplexa; Aconoidasida; Haemosporida; Plasmodiidae.